CCAAGCUCACAGCGUUCGGAUCGAGGCAUCGGGGCUGCUCGGCGAGGAGCGCAGGCCAGGCCGCGACGGGCGCGAGGCUGGCCCCUCCCCUCCCGCGACGGUCGAGCGCGCAUGCGUCGCCCCUGCCCUCCCCUCCGGUUCUGGAGGGCGGGAGCGAGAUAGAGAGAGGGGAAGUGAGCGAGAUAGAGGGCCGCGCUCUGCCCCCACCACCACUACCACCACCACCCCGUUUAUUUACGUGCCCGAAAAAAUGCAGCAGCAGCGGAGGAGCAGGACACGUGCGGGACUCUACGCUACGAGCCUAGAGCAGGGCGAGCAGGAGCAGCGCGGACAGCCUGCGAGCGGGAGCGGAGGGGAAGGCGCGCCGGCCAAAUACCACAACAAUAGUCGGGCGCGCUUCAGUUGAAUGAGGACUGUCGCGCGGGGAGGACGCACGUCGAGCGUCCGCCACCACCACCACCCUGUGCCAUGGGGGAGCUGCGCCACCAGCGCCGGCCGCGAGUGCAGUGACAGUGUGCAGUGUGUGCGUGUGACCCGCAAACUGGAUUAACCAUCGCCAUGGCCGAGAUUUGGCAGCGCACCCAAAAGGAGUGGAUUAAGACCCUGUGGAAGGCGUACAAGCCGCCCGGAGGCGCCGCCGGCGGCGCGCAGCCCCCAGCGGGCGCCGCUGGACCCGGAGGUCCCAACGACGUCCUGUGGAGUCGCGUGUCUGACAUGGUCGGCUACUUCAACUCUGACCUGGCCGGGAGCGCCCUGGCUGUUGGUCUAGACGGCCGCCCCCGCGACCUGGUGCCCGUCGGCGCCGACUGCACCCUCAGCCCCCUCCGCCCGACCUCCGCCGCGGCCGAGCCCGGCCCCGGCAGCGCGGGCAGCGCCGGCCCCGGCAGCUCCGACGACCCCUCCGUGCGGCGUGUCGUCUGCUCACCGGACCUCCCCGUCUUCUCCCUGACGCCCACCGCCGCCGUCGCGACGCCCACCGCGACCGCCGCCGCCGCCAUGCCCGGAGUGUCGUCCACGGCCACGUCGGAGCCCGAGCUGGCCGCCGACUCGUCGACGUCACCCGCCAACUACUCGUGUAGCAUCUGCAACAAGUCGUUCAACCAGAAGGCCGCGUUCCAAAACCACAUGCGGACGCACGGCAAGGUAGGCGAGGACCCGUACCAGUGCAACAUCUGCGGGAAGACGUUCGCCGUGCCGGCGCGCCUCACCCGCCACAACCGCACGCACACGGGCGAGAAGCCCUACCAGUGCGAGUACUGCAACAAGUCCUUCUCCGUCAAGGAGAACCUGAGCGUGCACCGGCGCAUCCACACCAAGGAGCGCCCGUACAAAUGUGAAAUCUGCGGGCGUGCGUUCGAGCACAGCGGCAAACUCCAUCGCCACAUGCGCAUCCACACGGGCGAGCGGCCGCACAAGUGCAACAUCUGCAGCAAGACGUUCAUCCAGAGCGGCCAGCUCGUCAUCCACAUGCGCACGCACACGGGCGAGAAGCCCUACGUCUGCAAGAUCUGCGGCAAGGGCUUCACCUGCUCCAAGCAGCUCAAGGUGCACAACCGCACGCACACAGGCGAGAAGCCCUACUCGUGCGACAUCUGCGGCAAGUCGUUCGGCUACAACCACGUGCUGAAGCUGCACCAGGUCGCGCACUACGGCGAGAAGGUCUACAAGUGCACCAUCUGCAAUCACACCUUCACCUCCAAGAAGACGAUGGAGAUGCACAUCAAGUCGCACGCCGAGCCCUCGCCGGCGGCCAUGAACGGGGACGUGUCCGAGUCGUGCGCGUCGUCGUCCAGCGACAAGGAGAACAAGGCCGACUCGGACGUGGAGCUCGCGCUGCGGCAAGGGGACGCGCAGCCGUCGCCCACCCCCAGCCCCGGGCCCAGCCCGCGGCCCAGCUCCAGCCCCGGGCCGCAGUACAGCAUGCAGCAGCAGCACGCCGAGUACCAGCAGUACGAGGAGCAGCACCGGCCGCAGCAGCAGUGGAAGGACGAGCCGCAGCCCAACAUGCGCGAGCUCUGCUACUACCUGUACCCCGGCAUGGACAAGCCGUCGGCCUCGUACCAGCCCAGCCACAGCGGCGGCGUCAACCCCGUGCUGCUGGCGGCCGCCGCGGCCGCGGCCGAGCGCGACGCGAGGGACGCGUCGCCCACGCCCUCCAGCUCGUCGCUCACCCUCGAGAUUGACGAGGACAUGAGCCCCGAGUCCUCGGAGCACCGCGACUCUGGCCUGUGCGUGUCGGAGCCUGACGUCCACCUCGUGCCCCAGACCCUGUCGAGGUACACGGAGUUCCGGUCCACGCCGCCAGAGUACCUGGAGGAGCCCACGGAGAUGAUGCGGUUGCCGCUGAGCCCGUCCAGCCCGUCGAGCUCGCCCAGCCCGGCCAGCUCGCCGGACCCCAUCGACCUGGCCGUCGCCCGGAACCAGAUCAACGAGAUGAACCUGCCGGCCAAGAAGCGGGCGCGCAUGAUCCAGAAGUCCAUGGAGUCGGACGUGGUGGCGCCGCAGCUGCGGUAUUCCUCCGUGAUUCAGUUUGCGAGAGCAGGCAAAUGAACUGCGCAAACCGCGCCACCAUUUUUGUUUUCAUUUCAGUUACCAAAUAGAUGAAGUAGGUUUGU
This is a messenger RNA of Frankliniella occidentalis (western flower thrips), 2615 nucleotides long. RefSeq names its product Krueppel homolog 1. Bases 559 to 2550 code for a protein of 663 amino acids. Gene Ontology annotation, biological process: regulation of transcription by RNA polymerase II. NCBI's taxonomy places the organism in Eukaryota, Metazoa, Arthropoda, Insecta, Thysanoptera, Thripidae. Gene Ontology annotation, molecular function: DNA-binding transcription factor activity; RNA polymerase II cis-regulatory region sequence-specific DNA binding. The transcript has 2 exons. The record is from RefSeq and is a predicted model, not a curated record.